UUACUGAGUUUGUAUUACACCAGUCGCGUGUGAACUCCGCAGUGGUUUUUUUUCUCUUUGUUUCUUCUUUUUCGCUGGAAGAGCUUUUUACCUGAAGGUUAUCUGAUACUUGAGGGAUUCCUCAUCGUCGAGCUCUUUAACAAAUCUCUCCUCUCCGGUUAGGCGCGCAACAUAUCCUUCCACCCAGCGCAAAAAAUGGCGACAAACGGUAACGUUGGUCACUUGGACCAAUUUUCAUCAUCCUCUACUGCUGCCGCGUCCUCUACUGCCAUCCCUUCUGCCGACCAAGCGAGCAACACUAGCUCCAACAACAAUCUUGGAAAGGAUGAAGUCGCCUGGUUUUUCGUUGAGCAAUAUUACACUACCCUAAGCAAGAAUCCAGAGAAGCUACAUCUGUUCUACGGAAAGCGCUCUCAGUUCGUCUACGGCCUCGAGGCUGAAGUCGCCAAUGUUUCUGUUGGCAGACAGAACAUUCAAGAGCGCAUCAAGCAACUUGAUUUCCAAGAUUGCAAGGUCCGUGUCUCCAAUGUCGACUCUCAAGCUUCCUACGACAACAUUGUCAUCCAAGUCAUUGGUGAGACCUCCAACAAGGCCGGCGACCCGAAGAAAUUCGUUCAGACUUUCGUUCUUGCUCAACAGCCGUUUGGAUAUUUCGUCUUGAAUGAUAUCCUCCGGUACAUAGACGAGGAGAGUGAAGAGGAGCCAGUCGAGACUGUUCAGGAAGAGCAAGCAGAGCCUUCUACUCAGGCCGUCCCAGAGCCUGUAGAAGAGCCAGAGGCGCAACCAGAGGAGAACCCCGAGAAGCCAGCAUUGAUCGAUACCGGUGUUAUUGACAAGAAGCUAGAGGAAGUUGACGCAACCCCCAAAGAGACUGCCCCUAUCAAUGGAGUUGUACAAGCCGAGACAACCACUGGUGAAACGACUGCAGCCCCAGAGGCGGCUAAGAAGCCGGAGGCUGAGGCAAUUCCAGAUCCCGAAGUUGCCACCCAAGAACUCGCCGAAGAAGACCUUAAAGAGCCCGAGAAGCCUGCUGAUCCAACACCGACGCCGGCGCAGACACGACAGCCUCCCGCGCCAGUUGCAGCUGCAGCUCCAGUUCCGGCUCAACCAGCCAAGCCGAUGACUUGGGCUAGCCGCGCUGCUGCCGGCGCUGCCGGUACCGGCCCUCGACCUGCACUCCCUCUCACAACCAAGGCGCCAACUCCUACCCCCGCUACGCAAUCACGUCCUCCUGUUCCUACCGCUACCGCAGUUACCCCUGCAGCCCCUUCACAAGCUACCCAGUCUGCUCAGCCUGCCACAUCUCAGUCAUCUGCCCCAGCCCAAAGCUCCGAGGCCACUUCUGCCGUUACCAUGCCAGCCAAAGAAUUUUCCACGGAGUGGCAAACCGCUGGCAGCGACUCGAAGCGGCAGAACCGACCCCAGUCGAUCUCGGGAACCCAAACUGAGAAGGAGGGUACCAUGGGGUAUGUCAAAUAUGUCACGGAGAAGGUGAAGCACGAGGAUCUAAGGACAGCUUUGGCACAGCAUGGUGAGCUGGUCUACUUCGAUAUCAACCGCCAAAAGAACUGCGCCUUUGUCGAAUUUGCUACCCCGGCAGGAUAUCAGGCUGCUGUGGCAGCUAACCCACACGUAGUUAGCGGAGAGAACAUCGUGGUGGAGCCCCGACGCCCUAAAGCAGGUGCUUAUGGUGGUAGCAACUACACUACCAGCCGAGGGAAUAUGCAAAACCGCUCGGGACGUGGAGGUUUCGAUGGCCAAUCCAGAAGCCAGGGUGGACGAGGCAGUUUUGGAGGCCAGGGUCGUGGUAGAGGCGGUGGCAGUGGUGGUGGCGCACCUCGAGGUAGAGGUGCUGCUCAGCCUACGAACGCAUAAGGGCCUCGUUGAAGACUCAGGUGUUUACAAGGUUGAGUAGGUGCUGGAUGUCUGGGGACUCAGAAUUCCUCAAGAACUUGGAGUUCUUUGGGGACUGAAAUUCUCGACAA
Hypoxylon fragiforme is the source of this 1985-nucleotide messenger RNA. RefSeq lists its product as uncharacterized. Gene Ontology annotation, biological process: ribophagy; protein deubiquitination. The transcript is spliced from 4 exons. The coding region runs from base 196 to 1875 and encodes 559 amino acids. Gene Ontology annotation, molecular function: mRNA binding. Gene Ontology annotation, cellular component: cytosol; Ubp3-Bre5 deubiquitination complex; ribonucleoprotein complex. NCBI's taxonomy places the organism in Eukaryota, Fungi, Ascomycota, Sordariomycetes, Xylariales, Hypoxylaceae. The record is from RefSeq and is a predicted model, not a curated record.